AUGAGUUCCACUAACAUCCCUCCUAAAUCAGUUCCGGGCUAUUCUAGUACUAAUCCUUUCACUUUUACUAGAUCCCCCUCACUACCGGCAUCGACCUCCGGUGAGAAAUUUACGGCACAUUGGCCUCAAGGACCUAUACGAGCAUGGGAUACUACUGCAAACAAUUGGAAACGAGGCUGGGAACAGGUGAAUUCGGAUGUGAUAAUUUUAAAACAAAUAAAGAAUUCCGAUAAUAUGACAUCAGAUUUUUAUGAGUUAAGCGCAUACCACCAAUUUAGCAAUUUGGUUACUCAUGUCGUGCGCUGUUAUGGUAUCUCACGUUGUCCAUUCACUCGUGAACUGAUUGUUGUUACAUCUUAUGCUCGUGAUGGGGAUCUUCGACAAUAUAACUCCAGAAAUUUUGAUACUUUUACUUGGGAACAAAGGAUUAUCACACUUAAAGAUAUUGCAGUUGGGUUGGUGACCAUUCAUAAAGCUGGGCUCCUGCACAAAGAUUUGCACACUGGUAAUAUUUUACGAGACGGUAGUUGGACCAUGAUAAGCGAUCUUGGUCUAUGCUGGAACAAUACUUCUGCUGACAAAAAUGAAGUGCAAAUUCAUGGUGUACUUCCCUAUGUAGCACCGGAAGUUUUGCGUAAAAAAGCAUACACUCGAGCGGCUGAUGUUUAUAGCAUCGGAAUGAUCAUGUUUGAACUAUGGUCAGGUAGACGACCAUUUGAAGGAAGAGAAUAUGAUGCGUUCCUAGCAAUAGAGAUUUGUUCAGGAAUCCGUCCUAAGAUUACUUCGAAUAUACCUGACUAUUACUCUAAGGUCAUGCAAUCCUGUUGGGAUAAUGAUCCUGAUAUGCGGCCUACUUCACGUGAUUUAGAGAUAACAUUUAACUCGUGGAUUGAUAAAAUCACGAAGAGAGAAUUAGUUUGUCCUAAGAUGCCUAAGAGAGAAAGCAACGUUUCUACUCCUAUAUCUAGUUCCGUAUUAAGUGAAAAUAUCACAAGCCAAUCGCUUCCUUCCAUAUCUGUCGAACAACAUAAAAUUUUGGAAGAGAUUGAUAAACGUCGUGAGGCUCUCUAUCAAAAUUAUCUUAAUCAACAACUAAUUGAACGUGCUGAACGAGAAUCCAGAAAUAAAGGGCCAUUGAAUCCGAUGACUUGGACAACUGAACUCAAAACACUUGCUGAUAAAAUAUUUGGUAAUCAAGCGUCUAAAGAUAUUGAAAUUAGACCUAUCGGGGCAACAGAUACCACAUCACCUGAAGAGAACGCAGAUGAUGAUAAUAAUGAAAUACAAAUAGGGAUUUGGAUCGACGGAUUAGAUUUGUAUAAUCCGAUCCCGUAUUUUACAAAUAAGGAGAAUGGAUUAAUGAUUUUACCUGAAUUGGAUAAAAUCAAAUAG
Rhizophagus irregularis DAOM 181602=DAOM 197198 is the source of this 1392-nucleotide messenger RNA. The record is from RefSeq and is a predicted model, not a curated record. NCBI's taxonomy places the organism in Eukaryota, Fungi, Glomeromycota, Glomeromycetes, Glomerales, Glomeraceae.